GUGCACACACAGUAACAGAGUGGCUAGGCUAAGCUGAGCUAAAAACACGGUGGUAUUUGUAGCUCGGGUUUCUUCGCAGGUCCCACGCACCGUACAGCCUCCUUACUCUGGUGGUCAGCAGCCAACACUUUACCAUGGUCGGUGUCAAAGUAAUUGGCAGCGACCCAGACUUCCAGCCGGAGCUAGCGGCGGCCGGCUCCAGGCUCGCCGUGGUGAAGUUCACAAUGGCCGGGUGCCACCCCUGUGUCAGAAUUGCACCUGCCUUCACCAUGCUGAGCAACAAAUAUCCACAAGUAGUUUUCCUGGAGGUGGAUGUCCACGUCUGUCAAGGCACAGCAGCAGCCAACAACAUCUCAGCCACACCCACUUUCCUGUUCUUCCGAAACCGCGUGAGGGUGGACCAGUACCAGGGUGCCGACGCCAACGGGCUGGAGGAGAAGAUCAGACAGCACACCGAGAAUGACCCAGGCAGCAAUGAGGAUUCUGACAUUCCCAAAGGAUACAUGGACUUGAUGCCCUUCGUGAAUAAAGCCGGUUGUGAGUGUCUGAACGAGAGCGACGACAGCGGCUUCGACAACUGCCUGACCAAAGACGCCUCCUUCCUUGAGUCUGACUGUGAUGAGCAGCUGCUGAUCACCAUCGCCUUCAGUCAGCCCGUCAAACUCUUCUCCAUGAAGUUGCAGUGCUCGGACUUCGCACAGGCCCCUAAACAGGUGAAGCUUUUCAUUAACCUGCCUCGCUCCAUGGACUUUGAUGACGCUGAGCACAGUGAAGCCACUCAGAGCCUGGAGCUGUGUGAGGAAGACUACAAGGACGAAGGCCUCAUACCGCUGCGUUACGUCAAGUUCCAGAAUGUGCAGAGUGUCACGAUGUUUGUAAAGUCAAAUCAAGGAGAUGAAGAGACGACCAAAAUCAACUAUCUCACAUUUAUCGGAACACCAGUCCAGGCCACCAACAUGAACGACUUCAAACGGGUUGUGGGGAAGAAGGGAGAGAGCCAUUGAUGGUCAGCAGUAGGCCGUGGUCCGGACGUGCCAUGUGGACGACAGACGAACUGUUUGUAUGGGCUUCUGUGCAUUUCUCUGUAAAUAAAGUCAGUCUUUUCCAAA
Messenger RNA from Boleophthalmus pectinirostris (great blue-spotted mudskipper), 1109 nucleotides. It is a transcript of the gene txnl1, whose product is annotated as thioredoxin-like 1. The transcript is spliced from 8 exons. Bases 135 to 1004 code for a protein of 289 amino acids. NCBI's taxonomy places the organism in Eukaryota, Metazoa, Chordata, Actinopteri, Gobiiformes, Gobiidae. The record is from RefSeq and is a predicted model, not a curated record.